Molecule: messenger RNA, 852 nt
Organism: Triticum aestivum (bread wheat)
Lineage: Eukaryota; Viridiplantae; Streptophyta; Magnoliopsida; Poales; Poaceae
Exons: 2
Coding region: 31-648 (205 amino acids)
Source: RefSeq, a predicted model, not a curated record
CCGACAUUCCUCUUGACCCGUACGUGCGAGAUGGCCUCUCGGAAGAAAGGCGGCAGCUCCACUUCCAGCAAGCUCAGCAUGAAGCUCCUGGUGAACAGCCGCACCCAGCGCGUGCUCUACGCCGAGGCCGGCAAGGACGUCGUCGACUUCCUCUUCUCCCUGCUCACCCUGCCGGUGAGCACGAUCGUCAAGCUGCUCACCUCCGACUUCAUGGUAGGCUGCGUCGGGAACCUGUACCGGAGCGUCGAGAAGCUCGACGACACGUACAUCCUCCGGAGCGACGCCAAGGAUUCCCUGCUCACGCCCGCCGGUGGCUGCGAGAGCGGCAAGCUUCUCCUUACCGACGCGUCGUCGUCUUCGACGACGACGGGGUCCUCGGGCUAUUACAGCGGUCUCGGCUACGCGACCCGCGACGGGUUUGUGCAGGGGAUCGUGACUUACACGGUGAUGGACGACCUCACGGUUGCUCCCAUGUCCACCAUUUCCGGGAUCACCAUGCUCAACGCGUUUGGCAUCAGGGACAUCGGCUCUCUCCAGGAGAAGACGGUCCAACUGGGCUACGCUGAGGGUCUCCAGAUACUGAAGGCGUCACUGCAGUCCAAGACGGUUCUCACCGACGUCUUCCUUGGGAUGAGCCGGAGGGCCUGAACCCUCGAAGUGUUAUCCUCCGAGUCCGAGGCUUUUCCUCGAGCCUGUCCUUGCCGUGUCAUUGUCGUCUGUCUUUUGGUCAUGGUCUGCGAUUUUUAUCAUGUCUUAACUGUCCUACGCCCGCUCUGUUGGAAGUCUGUUCCGAUCACCAUUUUAUAACUCUUAUGGUAUGAAAUAAAGGCAAGUACAAGGAUUAUCGGUGCA